AUGGAUGGUCCGCCGCCAUCGUAUAGCGAUGCCAUUAAAGAAUCUGGUGAUGCUGGUAGUGAUUUUUCCAAUUUGCAUGUGACAAAUACGGUUAACGGAUGCAUGAAUGGAUUAUCCCCUGCUUCAAAUUUUAUUUCUCCUCUAAUGCAACCAGCCAUGUCGAAUUCUGCAUCGCAGCCCGCAUCGACUGUUCCAGAUUUUAUUCGUGUGACAACACCAGUCUUUGGACCAAAUCCAAUCGAAAUGGAUUGUCCUUACUGUCAGGCACAUAUCGUCACAGCAACACAACACAUCGCUGGUAUUUUACCGUGGAUUAUUGUCGGUUUAUGCUUUUUGCUUGGAUUUUUUCUUUUAAUACCAUGGUGUCUUUGUUAUUUCGUUUUUUGUAUCGACAGUUGUCUUGAUGUUCAUCAUUUUUGUCCGUCUUGUCGACGUUUUCUUGGACGAUACAGCAAGAUUUAG
This is a messenger RNA of Dracunculus medinensis (Guinea worm), 462 nucleotides long. The record is from the annotation of a GenBank genome assembly. NCBI's taxonomy places the organism in Eukaryota, Metazoa, Nematoda, Chromadorea, Rhabditida, Dracunculidae.